Messenger RNA from Penicillium canescens, 1222 nucleotides. RefSeq names its product cysteine and histidine-rich domain-containing protein. NCBI's taxonomy places the organism in Eukaryota, Fungi, Ascomycota, Eurotiomycetes, Eurotiales, Aspergillaceae. The transcript has 3 exons. The annotation marks the transcript as partial. The record is from RefSeq and is a predicted model, not a curated record.
CAACAGAAAGCAAGAUGUACCCGAAUCAGGCGUGUCGCGACGGCGGUCAGGCGUUCUCCGCGAUGGAACAUUCGAGCUUCCCCGCUAAACCCCGUUAGGCAACCUGCGCCAUUACCACAAUUUCUGUGUCUCGACAUUCUUCAUCUGCUGUACAUCAUGGCUGGCAAGUGUGUUCACAAAGCGUGUGGGAAGACCUUCUCCGACCCCGAGGAGGAGUGCGUGUAUCAUCCCGGACCCCCAGUGUUCCACGAGGGGCAGAAAGGCUGGAAGUGCUGCAAGCCCCGUGUCCUCACCUUUGAGGAAUUCCUCGCUAUCCCGCCAUGCACAACCGGCAAGCAUUCCACCGUCGACGAUACCCCGGCGCCUGAGCCCGAGGCCGAGGAAGCUGCCGCUGCCCCUCCCGUCGCCGUCGAGAAGAAGUCCGAACGGCCGCCCGUUGCUAUCCCCGCUAACGUCCCCACGACGCCCCCCGCAAAGCCGGUCACCGAGGAGCCUGAGUCGGAUGAUCCUGACGUGGAGAUCCCGGCUAAUGCGACAUGUCGUCGCAGAGGCUGUGGUGCCUCCUACACUGGCUCAACCGCUCGUGAUGAGGAGAAGUGCACCCACCACCCCGGCCAGCCAAUCUUCCACGAGGGCAGCAAGGGUUGGUCCUGCUGCAAGCGCCGCGUGCUCGAGUUCGACGAGUUCCUGAGGAUCCCCGGCUGCACAGAGAAGACGAGGCACAUGUUUGUGGGCAAGGCCAAGGGCUCCAGCGAAGAGAAGGUGGAAUCUGUCAGGAACGAUUUCUACCAAACUCCCACGGCCGUCAACGUCUCCCUCUACUUCAAGAAGAUCGACAAGGAGCGUGCUCGCGUCGAGUUCGCCUCCAAUUCGAUUGUCUUGGACCUGCCUACGACCGACAACAAGCGCUUCCAGGAUACAUACAGCCUCUAUGCGGCCAUUGAUCCUGAGAAGUCGAGCUUCCGCGUGCUGGGCACCAAGUUGGAGUUGACCUUGGUCAAGGCUGAUGGUACUAGCUGGCCUGUGUUGCGCAGCGAUGACAAGUGGACUGGGCAGCGUAUCCAGAUUGGAAAUGCUGGACGGGCAUGAAUGACUGCAGUUAUGAGAUGCCAUUUUAUGAUAAAAAUUUAAACGGAUUGACGGUGCUGACAACUGACGUCCUCAAACAGAGUACAUGUAGCCUGUAGCUUCAUGCGACGUAGUGGAAGUUCAAGAGUUCAAG